GUCGCUCCUUCAAUAACAACAGCUAUUCAGACACCUCGGUAGCUUUCUAGCAAACAUAGCUACAACAUUCACGUUAUUUACACUGUUUUGGUGUAUAUUAGUCGAUGUGUAUUAAACACACUUCUGUUGUAUGUACUUGUUGGCCCAUUUAAUUAUAUAUUUACGUUGUUUGUCAGCUAGCUGGUUUGUUAAGUUAGCUUAGAUCUAGGCUACUCUCUAAUGCUAGAUAGCUAACAUCUCCGACCAUGAGUUCACUAAGCUACUCUCCUCCUGCUAAAGAGGAGGUCGUCUGCUGGACUGAGAAAGAAGCUCUCGUGAAAGAGGAGGAGGAAGAGAAAGAUGUCACACUACAAAAACAAGUAGAGGGUGAGGCUGUUACCGUGAAAGAAGAAGAGAAAGAUGUUUCAGUGAAAGAAGAGGAAGACGCGUUCAGAGUGAAAGAGGAGGAUAUUACAGUAAAAGAAGAAGAGGAAGAUAAAGAGGAGGAUUCAGUUUUUGGAGUGAAAGGGGAGGAGGGGGAGAUGUCUGUCACAUUGGAUGAGGAAGAGGAGGUUGGAGAUCUGUUUAACACCAGAGAGACACGGGACUAUCGUGGAUCCUCUUGGGAGGCUCAACAACAUCAUGAUUCUGACGAGGCAGAGAAGAGUCUCUUCAGAUCAGAACUCCUCAAGAAACACCAGCAGAGACCCACAGAGAAGAAAUCUCAUUGCUGCUCUGACUGUGGGAAAAUAUUAAACUCUUCACCAGACCUUAAAAUACAUCAAAGAAUUCACACUGGAGAGAAACCUUACGGCUGUGAUCAAUGUGGGAAGAGUUUUUCUCAGCUAAAAACCCUGAAAACACACCAGAGAAUACACACUGGAGAGAAACCUUUUGGCUGUGAUCAAUGUGGGAAGAGUUUUUCUCAGCUAAAAACCCUGAAAUCACACCAGAGAAUACACACUGGAGAGAAACCUUUUGGCUGUGAUCAAUGUGAGAAGAGUUUUAUUUGGCUGCAAACCCUGAAAACACACCAGAGAAUACACACUGGAGAGAAACCUUACGGCUGUGAUCAAUGUGAGAAGAGUUUUACUCAGCUAAACAACCUGAUAGUACACCAGAGAACACACACAGGAGAGAAACCGUAUAGCUGUGAUCAAUGUGGGAAGAGUUUUUCUACAUCUAGCUAUUUAACUAUACACCAGAGAAUACACACUGGAGAGAAAUCUUUUGGCUGUGAUCACUGUGGGAAGAGUUUUAUUUGGCUACAAUCCCUGAAAUCACACCAGAGAAUACACACUGGAGAGAAACCUUUUGGCUGCGAUCAAUGUAGGAAGAGUUUUACUCAGCUAAACAGCCUGAUAGUUCACCAAAGAACACACACAGGAGAGAAUCCGUGUUGUGAUCAAUGUGGGAAGAGAUACUCUGAUAAAAGAUCUCUGAUUAAACAUCAGAAAAUACAUGAAGUAGUUGUUUCAUGAUACAUGAAGUAAUUGUUUCAUGAUAUCAAUGAAAUAAUGUCACAAUGUAGAAUGUUUUUAAUAUUGUGGAAGUAUUUUAAUAAUGUCACAAUAUAGAAUGUAUUAACAUUGUAGGAGUAUUUUAAUGAAUGUCAGAAUGUAGAACCAUAAACAUUUGCCCAAUGUUCAAUUGAUUUUAGUCUCAGGGGAAAAAUCCAGGCUUCUUAAUUGAAAGAGUACUAUUUAUGAGAUUCAACAAAAUGUGACUAACAAAAAUAGAGUUGUGUUACAUUUACCACAUUGGUUACCCACUUGAAUCAAAAUGCAACUCUUCAAUGUUUAGGUUUUCAAUAUAUCCCAAACUGUUUCUGCAUAUUGGUUAUUGAUUUGGACACAUUAAAACUAUGUUUUGACAUUGCGCAAUUCUCACCUACCAAAAUGUAAUUCAAAAGACAUUGAAAAGAAGACUAUGCCCGACGUCCAAUUUCUGUUCGGUUGUAAGUUGAAAAUGAAAGUUGAAAAUAUGUAUUUUCGGGUCGUUUUUUCAAUGAUUUGAAAACAACUUAAUUUCAAUGUACUUGCAGCCUAUACACAUGGAUGCAGUAUAAUCAAUUGGUCUAUAAUGAAUUUUAUUAACAAUCUUACAUCACUCCAUUAUUUCUUUACAACAUCCAAGUGCUAACUGUCUUUAUUCCACUACUGAAGAAGCAUGUCUCAAAUCACCUAGUCACAUUUCAAACAUCCAGCCUGACAAAAGAUACAUUUUAUUAUUCCAUGCCUCACCACUAAGUUAAUUAUUGCCAAUACAUAUUAACAAAGGGGUGUACAUUUGGUUUUGAUAUUUCAUAUUUACAAUUCAUGUAACAUUUAGUAAUAAUUAUUUAUGCAACCAACUGACAAUUGUUGGGUACAAUUAUAUUGACAUUGAUCCCUGAUAGUCUAAAAGCAAGAUAACAUUCUCAGAUGUGCCAACCCAAAUGAACUAGAGCAUGACAUUGGGGACUGGGCCCAGAUCCAACAACAUGCCUAUCGAGUGAACCCUGAAAAAAGAGAGAAGCUCCACAGUGAGGUGGAAAGUUACUACGGAUAUCGCAGGAGUUUCCUCUUGAAAUCAGACAUGUCUGUGGUAAGGUCAACUUGCUUGCUGAUUGUCUCACGAGUCGGCAGUCCAAUUUUUUUUUUUUUAACUGCACUGUUGGUUAGGGGCUCGUAAGUAAGCAUUUCACUGUAAGGUCUACACAUGUAUUCAGCGCAUGUAACUAAUACAAUUUGAUUUGAGUUUUGUUUGGGCUCGUUCCAAGGGGACGAGAGUUCUAGAAGCUAGUGAGUUUUAGGAAGACAAGAGUUCUAGAAGCUAGAGAGUUCUAGAAGAGUUUUAGGAUUCUAUAGAAAGAAAAAGGAGAAAAUAAUGAUACGAUUGUAUUUUAUUAUUUAGAAAUACGUGUUUUUUCUUGUUUUUAGUUGUUGACAGCAAGUAGACACCAUGUUUAUAUUGGUGAAUCAUUGUAGUUGAUAAUAAUGUGAAAUGGAAGUUGUUUUCUGUUGGUGGUGAGCAAACUUGUCCAACAAAUAUAGGAAAUAUUUGUUGUCUUAAAGGGGAAGGUGUUACAGGCUUUGGUUUUUCCAUUUAUGUUUUGAGGUAGGACUUUAGCACGUAGGAUGCACUGACUGGUGUCACCUCGUUAGUCAGUAUGUGUUACACCUGUGCUGGCUUGUCCAUCUCGUUAGUGUGAAGGUGUUUCACCUGAGCUGGUCCAGGUUCUAUUUAAGAGUGUCUGGCUCAGUGCUCCAGUUGUCUUAAUAGAUGUGGAGAGUCAACUCCUUUUAGUUGCUCCACCUUUUUGGUUUGCUUCCUGUCUUUAAGUUUGGUGUGGGUUUUUCUUUUGUUUGACUCUUCUUGGGCAGAUUUAGUGGGUCUCAUGGUGGGUGUCUUUUAGGUCCCAGUUGUUGUUACUAGUCAACUUUCAGUGGACACCCCCAUAGUGUCUAUCAGAACCCCUCCUACAAAACAAGCUUGUAAUUUGGUUGGAUAAUUUAAUAUUUUAAUCAAUGGCAUUUCCUUAGCAUGCUCAUUAGUCUUUAAGUUAUUAUUGUUUUUUAGUCUCAUUUAGGUCCCAGUUGAUGUUACCAGUCAAUUUUCAGUUGAUGCCCCCGUAGUGUCUUUUAGAGCCUCUCCUAAAAAACAAGUUAUAUUUUGGGUUGGAUAUAGCAUCCUAUUGUUAAUAUUUUAAUCAAUGGCAUUUCCUUUCAAUGCUCAUUAGUCUUUCAGUUCUUUUUUUAAUUUUCUUUAUUUUUUCCUGUGAAGCCAUUGUGUUGCAUCCAUGUCUGAAAUGUGCUGUAUAAAUAAAUCUUGAUUUGAACAUGUUGCUAAACAAAUUAACCCAAUGACUGACCAAUCAACAGACUCUUUGUCCAUCUUAGUAUGAAAAACAGUAUCAAUCCCACUUUUCAAGCCUGCUGAAGGCGUGGUGGAGUGGUAAACACCACCCCCGGCUCUACCAGGGGCUUGAGGUGGUCUCCCACAGCUCUGCUUAUGUCAUGUUUUGUGGUCUUGCUGUUCCAUUUCUUGACUGUCCCUGCAACACAGAAACACAUUUAGUCAUAUUAUAUAAAACACUCAAAGUAAUGGAUAUGGAGCAUCUAUGGCCUAAGUUACACCUGGCACCUAAAUGUGACUUCUGUCAUCUGAUCACUCCAAGCUGUAUUAGGUCUGGAUGCACUAAAGUCACAAUGUGAUCGCAUUAAGUUUAGAUCUGCCAGGAUGGGCAUUGUGUUUGGAAUUUGAGCCAGGCCACUGAAUAUGCAUAAGCAAUGUAAAGAGAUGGGGUGAAUCAGUGGGGGAAAGUACAUUCUACACAAAUUACCUUCAAAAUAUCAAAGAACAAAUGUGUGUGCCUGAGGGGAAAUGUACUUUCAUAUAGCCAAAAGGGGUGGGAAAUUACACCAAUAUCAGUGGACAAUUUGCACUAAUGUAAAUUAACAUGGAUGAUCAUCUAAACCAUGUGUGACCUCUCACCUCUCUGGCUGUAGAAGUGUUCUUCAUAACCAGUCCCUCAACAGCUCUCUGACUGAGCUCCACC
Molecule: messenger RNA, 4519 nt
Organism: Oncorhynchus mykiss (rainbow trout)
Lineage: Eukaryota; Metazoa; Chordata; Actinopteri; Salmoniformes; Salmonidae
Source: RefSeq, a predicted model, not a curated record